Paramecium primaurelia is the source of this 1913-nucleotide messenger RNA. NCBI's taxonomy places the organism in Eukaryota, Ciliophora, Oligohymenophorea, Peniculida, Parameciidae. The record is from the annotation of a GenBank genome assembly.
AUGAAAUAAACUAAUUAAAAGCUAAAUCAGUAAGACUAAUUACUGAAAUAAUAGCUAUAAAAUGAAGCUUUAUUAUCUGAAGCACUUGAAUAUUUCAUCAAUCCAAAAUAAUAAAAUGAAUAAUUAGUAGAUUCAUUGAUUUAGAUAUAAUUUUUUAAAAACAAUUGUCCUGAGGGAACUCGACUUCAAGAUUUUGUUAUUCAAACAAUAAAAUAUGCAAAAUAUGAGUGUUUUCCUUAUGGAUAAAUAGUUUUUAAUUAUGGAGAAUUUGGUGAUAAGAUGUACAUUAUAUUGAAAGGCUAAGCUGGUGUUUAUAUCCCUAAAUCAUAAGAAUAAAUUCAAGAAGAGUUGGCUUAAAAUAAUCUUAAAAAAAGCAAGAGAUUGCUUUUCAUAGAUGACGCAUUGUAUGAAAAUAGAUAGAAUCCUAUUUACUAUUAAGAAGGAGUAUAUAGAUUCCAUAAAGUAUAUCAUAAUGAAAUACACUAUAGGUAUUUUAAUACAUAUCUGGAUAAUGCUUUGGAGAUGUGGCAUUAACGUCUGAUAAACCUAGAACGGCUAGUUUGAUAGCAGUAUCAGAUUUCUUACAUUGUAUAUCAAUUAAUCGUGCUCAAUAUAAAUUAAUAUGUGAGAAGGCUAUUUAAGAAUAAAAGAAGGCAAUGAGUUUAUAUUCUAAAAUAUUUCCUGGAAUCUAACCAUUUAGUAUUACAAAAUUUGUAUAAUAUUUAAGACCAAUCAAAUUUGCAUCAUAAUCUAUUAUAUGGUAAGUAGGAGAUGAACCUUAAUAUCUAUUAAUUAUUGUUAGUGGAAGAGUUGAUAUAUAUAUUAAAAUUGAUGAAUAAAAGGCAUUUAAUAAUAAAGUAAUACCUAAAAAUAAAUUUAACAUAGUACUCAAAAAGAUUGUAGUAUAUAUAUUAUUGUUAUUUAUAGCUUAGUUCAAUAACAGAUGGAGGAAUUAUUGGUUAAGAAGAAAUUAUUGAAGAAUUACCUUAACGAAAGUAUAAUUGUCAAUGUGUUGAUAAUACUAGUGCAUAUUAUGUGGAAGCUGAGGAAUUUAGAAAAAUAAGGAAGAAUUUUCCAGAUAUUGUUAAUCUUUUAAAAGAAAUUCAAGAAAAAAAUAAUUAAUAUAUAUCUUUAAGAUAUUAAUAAAUAAUGUAGAGUAUUUAAAAUUAUUAAUAAUCUAACAUUAAUACUACAUAAAAUUAAUAGACUUCAAUACCAUUUGAUGAACUUUUAGAUGUAUAACAAAGACACUUAGAUUAAUCUAAAGUUUUAAGAUCUCAAAAUAAAAAACUCUUAAGUCUUUCUUAAAGUGUAAAAAAAAAUAAGAGGCAUUCUAAUAAAAAUACAAAGAUAAAAUGUAAAAAGAUUUUUUUGUACCAAAUUCUGAAUUACACUAAAAUAUUUAAUAAAAAUAAGAAAAGCUUUUUUAUAUUAAUAAUAGACAUUUACAAUAAAAAAGUAAAUAAGAAUUGAGUCUCUCUAAUGAAAUUAAAAACUUUAAAUUAAAUUUGUCUAAAUCUUAAUCUAAAUUUAAUUAAUCUGAAGAGAACUUUGAGAAUAUAAUUUCUUUUUAACAUUAAUAUUAAUUAACUGAUGGAUCUUCACUGUCUCCAUCUAGAUUAUUAUAAUUCAAUCAAUCACCAAGAAGGGACUCUUUAAAGAAACAUCAAAUUUUACUAAAUAUGUAAACAUAAAAAAAGCCAAAUAAUUUUAAUAAACAUAAUUCUUUAUCACUUCGCCAUAUCAAUAGUCUUCAUUCUUAAAGUAAUAUAAAAAAAGGAAUUAAAACUGAUUAAAGCAUUCUUAAUGAAUAAUAGCAUCAAUAGUUGUUCAUUACAUCUUGUAGAAACAAAUACGAAAAAUCUCCUAAAUCAUUUCCUAAAUUAUUGUCAAUAGAAGAUGACAACAAUUGA